Messenger RNA from Zingiber officinale, 3628 nucleotides. Its product is annotated as importin-11-like. NCBI's taxonomy places the organism in Eukaryota, Viridiplantae, Streptophyta, Magnoliopsida, Zingiberales, Zingiberaceae. Bases 218 to 3268 code for a protein of 1016 amino acids. Gene Ontology annotation, molecular function: small GTPase binding. Gene Ontology annotation, biological process: protein import into nucleus. The record is from RefSeq and is a predicted model, not a curated record. The transcript has 24 exons. Gene Ontology annotation, cellular component: nuclear envelope; cytosol.
AAUUAAAAAAGAACGACGUUUCUAUCUGCCCUCUUCUCUCCUUUUCUCGGUUCGUCUUCGCUGCUCGCCUCUCGCCGGUGAAAACCCUUACGCGUCCUUCUCUCGAAUCGGUUGUCCGCUUCCCUUGCAUCGACAUCCAUCGAUCUCCACCGAAAUCAGCCUCAAUCGAUUGCCAUUUCCAGGUUCCGUGAAGGAUCACUCGGCUUCCGGCGAGAAAAUGUCGCUCUCGGCAGCCGACCUCCACACUGUGUACUCGUUCCUCUCCAACGCUUUGAGCAUUGACGAGUCCACCCGCAAGCAGGCGGAAUCCGCCCUAGCUCAGUGCGAGAACCGCCCCGGAUUCUGCUCCUGUCUUCUCGAGAUCAUUGCCGCGAGGGAUUCAGGUUGCCGGGAUGAUGCUCGUCUUCUUGCCUCUGUGUAUUUUAAGAACAGCAUCAGUCGCUACUGGAGACACCGCCGUGAUACCUCUGGCAUUAGCAAUGACGAGAAGAAUCACAUCCGAACAAAGUUGCUCUUACACUUGCGAGAAGAAAAUACCCAGAUAGCAAUUCAGCUGGCUGUUCUUGUUGCAAAAAUUGCACGCAUUGAUUACCCCAAAGAAUGGCCAGAGCUCUUUUCAAUUUUGGGUCAACAGCUCCAAUCACCUGAUACCCUAACUUCACAUAGAGUCUUCAUGGUUUUGUUUCGCACUUUAAAAGAACUAUCGACAAAACGUCUCAACUCAGACCAGAAGACAUUUCAUGAGAUUGCCUCACAGUUGUUUGAAUUCACGUGGAACCUUUGGAAGAAUGAUGUACAAACUAUACUUCAAACUUUUUCUACUAUUUCUCAAUCUGUUAUCACAAACUCAUUGGUGGAACAUGGACAUGAUUUGAUCAUCAUUUGUGAAAGAUGGUUGUUGUGUUUGAAGAUCAUUAGGCAACUGAUUAUAUCUGGGUAUCCUAGUGAUACAACAUCUGCACAGGAGGUUCUUCUGGUCAAGGAAGUUUGUCCUGUUCUCUUGUCUGCCAUUCAAUCUUUUCUUCCCUAUUAUCCUGCAUUCCGAGAAAGACAAGUCCAAUUAUGUGAUUUCACUAAAAGAUCGUGUACCAAGUUAGUGAAAACCUUGGUUGUCUUGCAAGCUAGGCAUCCAUAUUCAUUUGGUGAUCAGACUGUUCUUCCAGCCAUAAUUGAUUUUAGCUUAAACAUGAUAACAAAUCCAGAUGCUACAAUUGUAUCUUUUGAGCAGUUUCUUAUUCAAUGCAUGGUUCUGGUAAAAUCUGUACUGGAGUGCAAAGAAUACAAACCAAGCCUCACUGGGCGUGUAAUCAGUGAAAGUGCGGCUUCUUUAAGUUUGGAGCAAAGGAAGAAAAAUAUAUCCACAGCUGUUUCUGAAAUGAUUAAAACUAUUUUGCCAAGUGACCGAGUGAUUCUACUGUGUAAUGUAUUGAUAAGAAGGUACUUCAUUUUCUCAGCAAAGGAUAUGGAUGAAUGGCACCAAAAUCCAGAAAAUUUUCACCAUGAUCAAGACAUGGUCCAAUGGACAGAAAGACUUAGGCCUUGUGCUGAAGCAUUGUAUAUUGUAUUAUUUGAGAACUAUAAAGAUCUCUUGUCUCCUAUAGUUGUUUCCAUUCUAAAUGAGGCAAUGAGUGGUUCUCCGCCUUUAGAAACUGAAAUUUCUCAUGCAAUGCUUCUAAAAGAUGCUGCAUAUACUGCUGCCGGGCAUGUUUACUAUGAGCUCUCCAAUUUCCUCAACUUCAGUGACUGGUUUCAAGGAUCUUUGAGUAUUGAACUUUCCAACAAGCAUCCAAACAUGUGCAUUAUUCAUCGAAAAAUUGCAUUUAUUCUUGGGCAGUGGGCUUCUGAGAUUAAAGGUGACACCAGGAAGCUGGUCUAUCACGCUUUAAUCAGAUUGCUUCAAGACAAUGACAUCGCUGUUAAACUCGCUGCCUGUCGUUCUUUAUGCUAUCUUGUUCAGGACACAAACUUUUCUGAACAUGAUUUUUCGGAGCAUCUACCAACAUGCUGGAGUUCUUGUUUUAAGUUGAUGGAAGAAGUUGAAGAGUUUGACUCGAAGGUACAAGUGUUGAAUUUGAUCUCUGUACUAAUUGAUCAUGUUGGAGAUAAGGUUUUGCCAUAUGCAAGUCAAUUGUCCAAUUUUUUCUGCAAGAUAUGGGAGGAAUCAACUGGUGAAAGUCUACUACAGAUUCAGCUGCUAGUAGCAUUGCGAAACUUUGUCUGCUCUCUUGGUCAUCAAUCAUCAAUUUGUUCGAACUUGCUUCUACCUAUUCUGAAGAGUGGAAUCAAUAUUGAUAAUCCUGAUUCUCUCAAUCUUCUAGAGGAUAGUAUUCUGCUCUUGGAAGCAACCCUUUCCAAUGCUCCAUCCAUGGUGCCUCAGUUGUUCGAUUUCUUCCCUUAUCUGGUGGUUAUACUUGAAAGAAGCUUUGACUAUUUGCAGGUGGCUACAAGUAUUAUUGAGGAGUACAUAAUAUUUGGUGGCAUAGAGUUUCUAAAUAGGCAUGUUUCAAGCCUAGCUAAAAUACUUGACCACAUUGUUGGAAGUGUCAACGAGAAAGGGAUGCUUUCAACUCUCCCAGCCAUUGAUCUCCUGGUUCAGUGCUUCCCUACUGAGGCUCCUCCAUUGAUUGCUGGAGUUCUCCAGAAACUCAUCCUUAUAUGUUUGAGCCAACAAGAUGGUGAUCAUCCUUCCAGAACUACAGUUGUUACUUCUUCUGCAGCCAUUCUUGCAAGGGUCUUGGUGAUGAAUACUAACUAUUUUGCCCAAUUAGUAUCUGAACCAGCUCUUCAACAGUCAGGAUUUUCAGUUAACCAGAAUAUACUUCUUGCUUUAGCUGAUAUAUGGGUUGAUAAGAUAGACAGUGCGACUGUCAUACAAAGAAAGAUAUAUGCAUUAGCUCUUUGUAUCAUGUUGACUUUGAGAAUGCCACAAAUCAUUGAUAUACUUGAUGAUAUUCUAAGUGCUUGUACUGGUGUUAUCCUAGGAGGUGGUGAUGAGACAACUACAAGUGAAGAUGACUCGGGGGGUGAUACCACAAGCUCUCUUGCACUAAACAGUGAUGGCAUUGGAUAUGCUGGUAUUUCAAGCAAAGACUUAAGGAUGCGACAAAUUAAAGAUUCGGAUCCAAUCAGACAAUUUUCCUUGGAGAAUAUGCUUAAUGAAAAUUUAAAAGCAUGUGCAGCUUUUCAUGGAGAUGCAUCUUUCAAUGCCGCUAUUAGCCGCAUUCAUCCUUCGGCAUUCGCUCAGUUACAACAAGCAUUGAAGAUGUAGUCAAAAAAUUUGCGUGUACUAUUCUUUGCGUAUAGUACCAGUGGAUAUUUUCAGUUUGUUGAUUUCAGGUGUUCUGCUGUAGGUGCAACCUUGACUUUUCACCACAUUUGAGUUGUGUGCAUCCACCGUAGCUCCGUUGUUUGGCAAGAGAAAUGUCCAUGGAAAGCAGGUAGUUUUAGACGCCCCGCUCAUGGUGAUGUUCAUAAAUUGUAUUGUAUUUGUUUUUUUUUUUGGAUUUUACAACUUGAGACAUCUGAAUGAUUGAUCGAUAUUGUAAAGGCGUUUAUUUCUCUGAGCGUUCAAUUAAUUUAUUCUUGCACCUGGGCAAAUAGCCUCGCGUGCUAGAUAAUUUUGUGCUGA